Drosophila obscura is the source of this 963-nucleotide messenger RNA. Its product is annotated as EEF1A lysine methyltransferase 2. The record is from RefSeq and is a predicted model, not a curated record. Lineage: Eukaryota; Metazoa; Arthropoda; Insecta; Diptera; Drosophilidae. The coding region runs from base 74 to 724 and encodes 216 amino acids. The transcript has a single exon. Gene Ontology annotation, molecular function: protein-lysine N-methyltransferase activity. Gene Ontology annotation, biological process: peptidyl-lysine monomethylation; peptidyl-lysine dimethylation. Gene Ontology annotation, cellular component: cytoplasm.
CAUCUGUGAACAGCUGACGAAAAGUACAUUCAGAUAGACUUUAUAUUAUAUCUAUAACUUUCUACAUCCUGCGAUGGACACUGAACUAGAUGGAUCGGAAUUGGGAACCAAAGAAUAUUGGGAAUCGAGCUAUACGCGUGAAAUUGGAAACUACAAAAGCCACGGAGACGUGGGUGAGAUCUGGUUUGACGAGGAUUCGCAGCAACGUGUUGUCGACUGGCUUCUAAAGCAAGAGCAAGUGGACAAGCAAACUGCACGUGUGCUCGACCUGGGUUGCGGCAAUGGGAUGUUUUUAGUGGCCCUGGCAAACGAAGGUUACGCCCAGCUAACUGGGGUGGACUACUCCCCAAAGGCAGUUGAGUUGGCCAGAAGCAUUGCCAAGGACCAUGCUCUAACUAUCAGCUAUAAUGUGGCGGACUUGACUCUACCUCAGACAGAUUUGGGAAGCUACAAUGUUGUGCACGAUAAGGGCACCUAUGAUGCCGUAAGCCUCUGUCCCGACAACGCCAACGAGAAACGCUCGCUAUAUCUUGGCACAGUGGAGCACUUGCUGCACGACAGCGACAGUCUAUUUAUAAUAACAUCCUGCAAUUGGACAGAAGACGAGCUGGUUCACAGCUUUGCUGACAAAUUUAUCAAAUGCCACACUAUUCCAACUCCGACAUUUAAAUUUGGUGGCAAGGUUGGCAGUGUAGUAACGUCUGUAGUAUUUAAGAAACGCUGAUAUUGUAAAUCUAACAAAUCUCAUUACGGUUAUCUGCCGAACAUUUGUAUGACUUCGGGGCUUUGAUCAAAGUUUUUAUUACAAAUAGUACAAAUACGCCAUAUGCAGGUGUUGAUAUGCCUUAAAAUUUACGAGUUCUUAAUCUAAUCAAUGUAUAAAAUUUUGAUUAGAUUAAAUGAUUAAAAGUAGGUGCAUGCUAAAAAAUAUACAUAAUAUUUGAACACAAUUAAAAUCGAAAU